AUGCAGCUUCUUCCCGCCCUCCUCCUCUUCAGCACAGCCUUCGCCUCGCCCAUCGCCCGGCGCCAGGACGACGAGCCCACCUGCGGCCAGAAGUCGGCAAAGAUUACCGGAUGGACGCUGACGGGCUUCGACUACCACGCCAGCUACAUCUUCAGCACCCCCGCGCACCAGAACUCGUGGGGCUACGUCAGCUUCAACGUCUCCAACCCGGCCCUCGACUACAACGUCACCUGCGGCGCCGCCAGCAAUCGCCUCAACGACUUCUUCUACGGCGAGCAGGUCUAUACCUGCAGCCCGCCCGACGGCGAGAGCGCCGCGACCUCCUUCACCUGGAGCUACCCGGACCGCGCCCUCGCGUUGAACCAGUCGUGGACCUGCAAUGACGACCCCAAGUACCCGGCCCGUUACACGGCAAAGGGCGACGCGGUCGCCGAUCUCAAGUGCGAGGAGACGUCCUGGGAGAACAACAAUUGGACCAUCGGCGAGAUCUACUCCCAGCGCAACAUCAAGUGCGACAUCAUCACGCUGCCGACGCCCAUCAAGGAGAUCUAUGGCGUUGCCUAA
Molecule: messenger RNA, 564 nt
Organism: Colletotrichum higginsianum IMI 349063
Lineage: Eukaryota; Fungi; Ascomycota; Sordariomycetes; Glomerellales; Glomerellaceae
Exons: 2
Coding region: 1-564 (187 amino acids)
Source: RefSeq, a predicted model, not a curated record